Drosophila hydei is the source of this 3340-nucleotide messenger RNA. It is a transcript of the gene Dop2R, whose product is annotated as dopamine D2-like receptor. Gene Ontology annotation, biological process: adenylate cyclase-activating adrenergic receptor signaling pathway. Gene Ontology annotation, cellular component: membrane. Lineage: Eukaryota; Metazoa; Arthropoda; Insecta; Diptera; Drosophilidae. The record is from RefSeq and is a predicted model, not a curated record. The transcript has 11 exons. Gene Ontology annotation, molecular function: G protein-coupled receptor activity; dopamine neurotransmitter receptor activity, coupled via Gi/Go. The coding region runs from base 354 to 3155 and encodes 933 amino acids.
UAUAACAAUAAGUGUACUAGAUGUGUGAAUAAGUCGAAGAGAAAUAAGUGAAGCGAACGGCGCCAGAGCCGAAGCCAGAAGUUUGAAUUGUCCGCAAUUUUCAUGUGUGCUAAAAUAUUUCGGAUCUGAGAGAUCGCUUCAGACUCGAGUGACGUUCCAAGGCGCGCAUCACUAAAUACUUUGGAACUCGCUCGCUUUGAAUUGAUCACGUCGAGAGCUGAAAUACCCUGGAAUUGAAUGUGGCAAACAUGCAGCGGAAGCUUUGCGUUGGCGUGCAGCGUGCGGCGAGCUCUACGCUUCUAGGUGAGCCCCACUAGGGCAGCAGAGCGACGGUGGGUGUGGCCAGCAGCGGCAUGAUGACUGCCAUGGCCUCGGCAGCCAGCGCCGCGGUGGUCGUGCCAGCAGCAACGGCAGCGGCAACAGCAACAGCAAGUACCGUGCGAGCAACAAUUGCCAGAGCCACAGCAGCAGCAGCAGCAGCAGCAACAACAACAACAACAACAACAACGCUGGCGGGCAAGUUGCUUGGCCAGUUGCACAAUCGCACGAGCGAACUGAAUGUGGAAGGCGUGGCAGAGGCGGAGCUUCAAGAAGAGGACGAAGGUGAUGGAGAUGGGAUUGGGAUUGGAAUUGGAAAUGAUAGCGACAGUCUGGGCGUCGGCAGCUCCUCGACGCCCAGCAGCUAUCUGUCCCUGUACGAUGAUGUGGCCAGCGCAUUGGACGAAACGCAGGCGGCAGAGGAGGCCGGCUAUGCAUUGAUUGAUGACAUCAGCGAAUGGCUGCUGGGCGCCGCCGGUGGCAACAAUCUCAGCCUGAGCAGCGAGCUAACAUCGUCGAGCCCCACCAGUAGCAGUGUCAGCAGCUUCAAUGAGUCCCUUAGCUGGCUGACCCUGGACAUGGGCGAUGUACAGAACAGCACGCUGCCCAGCGGCAGUAGCAGCAGCAACGUCACCAGCAGCAGCAGCAGCAGCAGCAGCAGAAGCAAUCUCGAAGGCGCCGGUGAGGACGAGGGUGGCGGACUCUAUGCGCUGCGUAACUUUGUGGAGCAGCAGCUGAAUGGGGAGUCGGCACAGGAUGCACAGGACAUUGCGCUCAUUGACAGUGCCGAGGAGAGCGCGCUGGAGAAUGUCGGCGACGGCGAGGCGGACUAUGGUGUGCUGAGCGGGUUCAAUGGCGGCAGCCUGGAUGCGGAAGUGGAUGCCACCAGCGAACUCCUGCAGCGCACAGCGACAACGUUAACAAAUCGGACGACAGUCGCCGCCAGCUACGAUGCGAAUGCCGUCUGGAUGAGUGGAGCUGGCGCCCAUGCAGCCGGUGCAGCAGGCGGCGCUGCCGCAGACCGCGGCGGCGGCGGUGGCGCCGUCGACGGUGGCGCUGGUGCCAGCACGAGUGGCAGCUCCUUCAUGCUGCUGCUAGAGAACUUUAACGAUUACUUUCCUAACUACAAUGGCAGCACGGUUUCGGGCACAACAGUCAGCACGACUACGGCCAGCAGCGUUCUACUCGAUCAGAAUAUGACGAGUCUCUACUUUGAAAACUAUCGAACCAAUUGCACGAAUGCAACGCUCAAUCUGACAACGGAAUGCCAUGAACUGCGAAUUGUGGACCACAAUUAUUGGGCGCUCAUCUUGAUCCUGUUCCCGAUCCUCACGCUCUUCGGCAAUAUACUGGUCAUCCUCUCCGUCUGUCGCGAGCGAUCGCUGCAAACGGUUACGAAUUAUUUUAUAGUAUCAUUAGCCAUAGCCGAUCUGCUGGUCGCCGUAGUCGUAAUGCCAUUCGCUGUCUACUUUCUGGUGAAUGGCGCAUGGGCAUUGCCUAAUGUUGUUUGUGAUUUCUAUAUAGCCAUGGAUGUGAUAUGCUCUACUUCAUCGAUAUUUAAUUUAGUCGCCAUCUCAAUAGACAGAUACAUCGCUGUGACGCAGCCAAUAAAAUAUGCAAAGCACAAAAAUAGUCGCCGCGUUUGCCUUACGAUACUAUUGGUGUGGGCGAUAUCGGCUGCCAUCGGGUCGCCGAUAGUUCUGGGCCUGAACAACACACCCAAUCGGGAGCCGGACGUGUGCGCCUUCUACAACGCUGACUUCAUACUCUACUCCUCGCUGAGCAGCUUCUACAUACCGUGCAUCAUCAUGGUCUUCCUCUACUGGAACAUAUUCAAGGCGCUGCGCAGCCGUGCUCGGAAGCAGCGGGCUGCCCGCAAGCCGCAUCUCUCGGAGCUGACGGGCGGCAGCGUAAUCGAGAAUAUUGCACAGACCCGGCGACUAGCCGAGACGGCAUUGGACAGCAGCCGGCAUGCCAGCCGCAUUAUGCCCGACGAGCCGGCCACGAACACGGCCAGCGGCUCCAACGAGGAGGAGGACGAGAAUGCCAUUUCGCCCGAUAUCGAUGACUGCCACGUCAUCGUCAACGAUAAGUCCACUGAGUUUAUGCUGGCCACAGUCGUCGAGGAGACUGGCAACGUUGUGGCACAGAUCACCACACAGCCGCAGCUGGUCGUUGCCGAUCCGAAUGGUAAUCAUGAUUCUGGUUAUGCAGCAUCAAACGUUGACGAUGUCCUUGCAGGAGUGAGCGUGGGCGCCGCCAUCAGCAGCACAACGCCGCCGGACAGUCCGGUACCCAGCGGCGCCACCCUGCACCGCUCCAGUGUCAGCAGCCGGCGCAACACCGCCGAGGACUCGCCCAAACGAGGCGAGCCAGCUCUCAGCAGCAGCGUCGCCAUGAAGCCGUUGUCCUUUGUGCGCUACGGCGUGCAGGAGGCCAUGACUUUGGCACGCAACGACUCCACGCUAUCGACCACAUCGAAAACGUCCUCGCGCAAGGAUAAGAAAAACUCGCAGGCGUCAAGAUUCACGAUAUACAAGGUGCACAAGGCCUCGAAGAAGAAACGCGAAAAAUCGUCGGCCAAGAAGGAACGCAAGGCCACCAAAACAUUGGCCAUCGUUUUGGGCGUCUUUCUCUUCUGCUGGCUGCCAUUCUUCACGUGCAACAUCAUGGAUGCGAUGUGCGCCAAAUUCAACGAAGACUGCAGGCCCGGUCUGACGGCCUUUAUGCUAACCACUUGGCUGGGCUACAUCAAUAGCUUUGUCAAUCCCGUUAUCUACACGAUAUUCAAUCCGGAAUUUCGUAAGGCAUUCAAGAAGAUCAUGCAUAUGGGGUGAUUACAAUCAGCAGCAGCAGCAGUAAGAACAACAACAACAACCCUAACAGCUGACAGGACUCAACAACUAAAUGAAUGCUUCCUUUGUGUGCAGCUGAUCAAUAUGUAAUUGCUUAACUAUCGAUAGACGUCAAUCGAUAACUCAAAACACGAACUGUGCCAAAUGCAAACCAAAUGAAAUUGAAC